Molecule: messenger RNA, 459 nt
Organism: Nestor notabilis (Kea)
Lineage: Eukaryota; Metazoa; Chordata; Aves; Psittaciformes; Psittacidae
Gene: TMEM244
Product: transmembrane protein 244
Exons: 6
Coding region: 1-459 (152 amino acids)
Source: RefSeq, a predicted model, not a curated record
AUGGCUCUCAAGGUCAAAACUGCUGAAACCAAGGUUGUUCUGGUUAACCUGUUGAUAUGCAUGGUAGUUUUCUACACUGUGUACUAUGUGGUCCUAUCUGUAUGCUUCGCAGUAUUCAGGAUUAAAAUGUUGGAUGGUUUGGCACCUUUUGAUUUUAAGACAAAUCCCUCAUGGAUUAACCCCUAUUAUUUAGUUCUGGUGAUAUCAUUGGAAAUAACUUUCUUCGUUUGUGGUCUGCUGUUUGCCCUCGUUGUGGAAGAAUGGGUUUGGGAUUAUGCCGUAACAGUUACUAUUAUUCAUAUCAUCAUAACUUCAGCUGUUAUGUCUGAAUUCCCCCUGAUGUUACACUGGUGGCUGGCAUUAGGAUCUGGAGUAAUUUCAAUGAUUUGUGGAGGACAGAUCUUGGCAUACUGCUUGUUCAAAGACAACUUCAUUUACCCGAUUCUAGAUGAUUUUUGA